AUGGCGGGGUCGCCUUCAGAGCAGGAGACGGGGGUGGGGGCCUGGGUCGGGCCCACAAGUACCGUGCCGAGCCUGAAUGUGACGGAGAGGGCCCCCAAACCCGGGACCCAGGGCUCUCCCGCGUCAGUUCGGAACCCCGCUGUCACCCGAGUGGCCCCCAGGUGUCCUCGCUGCCUGCCAGCCGGGCCCAGCGUCGUCAUGCCGCACCGCCAGAAGAAAAAGCUGCGCGCCCGCCAGAAACGCCACGAGGGCCAGGCCCAGCAGCCUCAGGGUGCCCCGGCCCCCGGGUCCCCCGGCGCAGGCGCCGCAAGCCCGCCACUUGAGCAGGGCGCCGAGGGCCCGGCCGCGCCCCCCGCCCCGGGCGCCCGCCAAGACCCCCUCAGCCGCAAGGCUGACAUGCUGGUGCGGUUCCUGCUGGAGAAGCACGCCAGCAAGGAGCCCAUCACGCGGGCCGCGCUGCUGAAGAUCGUCAGCAGGAAGUACGAGGCGCACUGGGCCGAGAUCCUCAGGCGCACCUCGGAGCGCCUGCAGCUGCUCUUCGGCCUCGAGCUCCGGGAGGGCGACGCCGGCGGCCGGGCCUACGAGCUGGUCAGCAAGCCGGGCCUGGAGGGCGACGGCGGCGACAAGGGGCCGCCCAAGAGCGGCCUGGUCCUGGCGCUGCUGGGCGUGAUCUUCAUGAAGGGCAACCGCGCCAGCGAGGAGGAGGUGUGGGAGUUCCUCAACGUGCUGGGCGUGUACGCGGGCCGCAGGCACCCGAUCUUCGGCGAGCCCAGGAAGUUCAUCAUCCAAGACCUGGUGCGCCAGAAGUACCUGGAGUACCGCCACGUGCCGGGCAGCAAACCUCAGCGCUACGAGUUCCUGUGGGGCCCGAGAGCCCGCGCCCACACCAGCAAGAUGGAGGUGCUGCAGGUGCUGGCCAAGAUCAACGACACGGUGCCCAGCUGCUUCCCCCAGCUGUACCAGGAGGCCCUGCUGGAAGACGCGGCGCGCGAGACCUCCACAGGCGCAGCCACGGUGGCCUCCGCUGGCGAGGCUGCGGGCCCUUCGGGAGCCGGGGAGCCGUCCCGGGCCCGGGUCGGCCGCGGCCGCCGAAUCUAG
Puma concolor (puma) is the source of this 1098-nucleotide messenger RNA. Lineage: Eukaryota; Metazoa; Chordata; Mammalia; Carnivora; Felidae. The record is from RefSeq and is a predicted model, not a curated record.